AUGUCUUCGUGGCUCACUACUACCGCAACACUGCAAAAUAUAACCACUCUACCUCCAGGAGUGUCACUCGCCAGAGCCCUGGAAGUCAUACAGAAUCACCAAAUUCACAUGCAGUGCGAUCCUCACAUGGUCAAAUUCGAAUCCGUUCCCCAGCCAUCAAAGGUUGUGACUCCCACCGUUCCAACGGACCGAGGAAUCGUCGCCGUGGGAGAGGCUGCGUACUACUCGGUGACGGACAAGGUACACACGCUCCCUGCGGGCCUCUGGGACUCCAACGUUGAGAGCAUAAACGAAUUCGUGACGCUGGAAAAGGGUGUUUUUGUGAGGCUUUACAGCCCUCUCAAUGUGGUGAUGGAGACGGUCUGGACCGUGAGAGAAAACGGCAAUGGCGGGGUAGAUCUGAUCGAGGACGUGGUGAUCAAAGCGUCCCGCCUGCUGGUGGGCACGAUCAAGAACAUGUGCAAUACGAACUGGACAACGUUUCACGGCAAGAUAGUGGACAUGAUGAAGGAGGCCCCGUCACAAUAA
Molecule: messenger RNA, 528 nt
Organism: Trichoderma gamsii
Lineage: Eukaryota; Fungi; Ascomycota; Sordariomycetes; Hypocreales; Hypocreaceae
Exons: 2
Coding region: 1-528 (175 amino acids)
Source: RefSeq, a predicted model, not a curated record